Molecule: messenger RNA, 4997 nt
Organism: Ruditapes philippinarum (Manila clam)
Lineage: Eukaryota; Metazoa; Mollusca; Bivalvia; Venerida; Veneridae
Product: sodium/calcium exchanger 2-like
Exons: 12
Coding region: 185-2614 (809 amino acids)
Biological process (GO): calcium ion transport; transmembrane transport; cell communication
Cellular component (GO): membrane
Molecular function (GO): calcium:sodium antiporter activity
Source: RefSeq, a predicted model, not a curated record
UGUAUAAAUAUACCUUAAUGUAUGUAUACAAAUAGUUAUAGAGUGGGUUUAGAACUGUUUUAGCAACGGACAAACAUCAAAUGGUAGUAAUUUGAAUCACAUCACUGAGUCGUAAAGAACAUGGAAUACUGACACCACUUGGUGAUUUUAAUAAAAAUAUUUCGAAUAAACAAAUAGUGCCAAAAUGUCUACUUGUAACUUAGAUGACUACAAGUGUGCCGACGCGGGCUUGCUUAUGCCCUUGGUCAAUGAAUACACAUGGAGCACGGGAGCACGUGCGGCGAUAUAUAUCAUCGGCCUCCUUUGGAGCUUUAUGGGCGUGUCCAUCAUUGCUGAUAUGUUUAUGGAAGCUAUAGAAACGAUUACCAGUAAAAAGCAAAAGAUUAAAGUCGCAGAUCCGAACAGCGACACUGGUUACACAGAAAUUGAGAUUCUUCUCUGGAACGGCACGGUGGCCAACCUUACGCUAAUGGCACUGGGUUCAAGCGCACCAGAAAUUCUUUUAGCUAUUAUUGAAAUAGUAGGAAAUCAGUUCAUGUCGGGAGCUCUAGGCCCUAGUACUAUUGUAGGAUCUGCUGCAUUCAACCUCAUGUGCAUUACUGGAAUAUGCAUAUUGUCAGUCCCAUCCCCGGAAACGAAAAAAUUAGAGCUUAUUAAAGUGUUUGCAGUGACUUGUAUAUUUUCAAUAUUUGCAUACAUUUGGCUUAUUAUAAUUCUCAUCGUCGUGACGCCAGAUUACGUUGACCUUUGGGAAGCUUUCUUGACCUUUCUUAUGUUCCCUACAAUGGUCAUCUUGUCCUAUAUAGCUGACAAAGAUUUCUGUUCCCGCGGACCAAGAAAACCAUCGCCGGAGCACUUGGAUCUAGAAGCAGUCAUAGAGGGUAAAGAACUUCCUGAGACCGGACUGCACGCAAACAAGCGUCUUAUCUUGGAAUUCAUAAAAAAACUUCGACAUGAGAAGGGAUAUUCCGACAAAGAUGUUUCCACCUUAGUAUCUUACGUCAUGGAGAAGGAGGGGUCACACUCUCGUGGCUGGUACCGAAGGAACGCUAUCAGGGAGAUGACUGGUUCCGUCAAACUGGUUCCCAAUCUUGACGACAAAACAAAGGAGUUACUCGACACCAUGCUUUUAUCAGAGGACACAACUGGGUCCCGUGCAUCCUUUUAUUCAAAGCCAGAAAGCAGGAGUAAGGCGAUUAUUGAAUUUGCCGCCGCCACAGCCGCUGUUCUUGAGAAAGACCGUCGAGUUAAACUUAAUAUUAUGAGGCACGGGAAAAUCAACAACAGGGUCGUGUUUAAGGUUGAGACGAUUGAUGGAACAGCGGAAGCAGGAUCAGAUUACAAAGAAGUUAAGAAAAGUAUGGUGUUCGAGAGUGGACAAACGGAACAAGAGCUAGAAAUAGAAAUUGUCGAUGACAACAUUUGGGAACCAGACGAGAUCUUCUUCGUAAGGUUAUCUGUCGAAGCUGAUGAACUUGCUGAGAUUGGAAAUCGUGGAAUUGCUCAAGUCGUUAUUCUUAAUGAUGAUGAACCUGGAACUGUGGAAUUUGAAAAACCAAGUUUCCUAUUCAAAGAAAGUAUUGGGACUGCUAGAAUACCAGUAAAGCGUGUAAACGGUGCCGACGGCGAACUCAAAUUGAAUUGGAAAACUAAAGACAUAUCUGCUGUCGGAGGCCGAGAUUACGAAGAGACAUCUGGUGAGCUUAUUUUCAGUCACGGAGAGGUGGAAAAACAUAUAGAAAUCACCAUCAACGACGACAUGGAAUUUGAGAAGGACGAAAACUUCGAAUUAUUUAUCGACAGUGUUAGUCCGGGCGCCAAAAUUGGACAUCUAUCUAGAACUGUUGUCACCAUUGUAAAUGAUGAUGAGUUUGACGGGUUUGUGAGUCGUAUUGCCAACCUCACUAACUCGAACCUGGACGCUCUGAGGCUGCAGCGUGCAACAUGGGGGAAAAAGUUUGAACAGGCCAUGAAUGUUAAUGGUGGGGACCUGGAACACGCCACCGUUUUUGAUUACGUCAUGCACUUCUUCACUUUUGGUUGGAAGCUUAUAUUCGCCUUUGUACCACCGCCUACGAUCUGGGGAGGAUGGUUGUGUUUUUUCGUCUGCUUGGUUUUUAUUGGCGGGCUAACGGCGAUUAUCGGAGAUCUUGCUUCAAUAUUUGGCUGCCUGAUUGGCCUGAAGGAUGCUGUAACAGCUAUAACAUUGGUUGCUUUAGGAACUAGUUUACCCGAUACUUUUGCUAGUCGAACGGCCGCCCUGAACGAGAAAGGAGCAGAUAUGGCCAUUGGAAACGUGACUGGGAGUAAUGGUGUGAACGUGUUUCUUGGGUUAGGAUUCCCUUGGGUCAUGGCAGCUAUUUACUGGACAUCACAGGGAAAGUCUUUCGAAGUACCAGCCGGUGACCUUGGUUUUAGCGUGACUAUUUUCACAAUAUGCGCAGUUUUCACGGUGGUUGUACUCAUGGGUCGACGCUAUAUCCCGUUCUUUGGCGGGGAGCUGGGAGGACCUAAGGUUCCGAAAAUGGUGACCGGAAUUCUCCUGAUAUUUGUAUGGAUCUUUUACGUGGUUAUGUCGUCUCUACAAUCGUACGAGCACAUACCAGGGUUCUAAAUCAAAACAGACAUUAAGACGAUAAAAGAACAUUCACUUCCAAACCGCGCACUUGAACGUUUACCUUAUUAAUACAGUGAAAUUUAACAAAUUGUUUGAUUUUAGAUGUAUAAGAAGUAAUGAAACUCAUAUUACUGAGCUUUAUUUAGGAUCAUAAUUAUAUAUAUAUUUGUUAUUAAAAAGGUAACUUUAAUUAAUCAACCAGCCGAUAAAAUCGGUUCCGAGUGGGAUAUUGAAACGGCCUCAACUCGGAUGAUCAUUCCGUCCACUUAACCCUCAUUGGGAUGUGAUAUGUAAAUAAAUGUUACGAUAUUGUAAUGUUAUUUUACCUCAAAAUGAAGUUCUUUAAUUCAGCUAUUUUGUUUGACACUGCUGAAUGUGUGGUCUUUGUAUCAUAACAGAGAUAUCAAAUUCAUUUCCAUCUUCAACCAAGUGAUUUGUAUGAUACCGAUCUCAAUUUAAUGUUAAGUUUACUUAAAAAAAAUGAGAAUACAACGAAUCACAAUAUCAUUUAAUAAUACAGUAAAACAUGUGAAUAAAGGCCAUCUAUGGGAAAUCAUACGCUGCCUUGAAAGACAGGUGGUCUUUUUUAGGAUAAAUACUCUAGUUGUACUUUGAUCAAUGAAGGUUUGUCAGUGAUCUUAAAUUACAGGGUAGCCUUUAUUUGGAGGUGGUCUUUAACAGAAGUUUGACUUAAAACGUUCGAUUUUAUAUCUAAUUUCUACAUUUGUGUUCGAGUGUUGGCUCAAUAAAUUAAAUGGCAACAAAAUUAAAAGAUAAACUAUUUACAUAAUUUUCAAGAAAAAUAUAACUAUAUUAUCUAAGAAAUGUUUAUAUUAUCAAAGAAAUAUGUAUAAAAAUAUAUGUUAUUUAUUCAAAGCAAGUAUCUUAUUGGUGGGGAAAUGGGGAAAGUAUUGUAACGAUAGAUAUAACUAUCACAAGUCAUAUUGUAAAGAAAAUGAUUCGUCCUUCGAACUUUCAAAAGAACCCCAGUGCCUCAGAAUUUUGGCCGAGUGCCUGUGGUAGCUUGGAACAGGCUCUGUAUAAUGUUCGUGUGCGGAAAAGAGAAAAAGAUCUUAAAUACAUGUAUCAAAGAGACCUAUGUCUUUGAAACGUUCAGGCAGCCAAUUUAUACAUAAUAAACAACUUCUUAAAUGCAUAGGAGAGCCACAUUUUAACAUGGUAGUUUUUUUUAUCAACUGUUUAUUCUAUAUGUUUUGUGCUAUGUUAGCCGUUUAAUGACUGUUUUUACUGAAGUUUUAAAGGGCUAAAGGGUUUAAAAAGGGUUAGUAUUUAAAGUUUUUACAUCUAAAAUUAACUUUGAAUAAGUGAAUAACAGGUAGCUACUUAUUGAAGCUUUAAUUUCUUAGAAGCAAUAAUUAUUUCCGCUUUGAGGGCAGGCUUUGAAUGUCUUUUUUUAUGAAUACUUCUGUUGCAAUUAUACCUAGCAUUAUGUACAAAAUUGCUUUAACAUUUGCCAGCAUUAAGUCAGUAGAACAAACACAUGUAUUUCAUAUCUUCAAUAUAAACAUUGAUACAUUUAUUCUAAAUUUAGUCACUAUUUCACUAUUUACUUCACCUAUUUUGUUUAUAUUUACUAUCAUAGGUAUUAACUUUCCUUUUUUUUGUUGCUGUUGCUUUUUUCUUUAAUGAAUUUAGCUGUUUAAAUAAAUUAUUAGAUAGGAAUUGUUGGAAGUGGUGUAUCAAAUGGAAUAGAGGGGUUUUUGAUGGUGAGGGGAAAGAGGGGGUUGGGGCUUGUAGGUGAAUAGAAAAUAGAAGACAAUGUGUGGGUGAGUGGUGAUGGAAAAUAGUGGGCUUGUGGGAGGGUGGGAUGGGAAUAGUGUGGGGUCUAUGGGGAAAGAAUAUAAUGGGUAGGGUUUGUGGGGGAACGGGGAGGGAAUAGAUAAAGAUUACAACUCAUUAGGACAGUCGAUCAGAUACAAAGAAAACAUCUUCAUUUAAAAAAAAUAUUUAAAAUACACUUUUUUUUUACAUUUCGGUAAAUUUACAUAUCCUUUACAAAAUUGAUAAUUUCCAAAAUUUAUAAAUUUUUCACAUGGUAGUAUUAUUCAUAUGUUUUGUUUUUUUUGUGCUGUGCAAGUUGUUAAAUGAGUAUUUGUGUCUUAUCUAUGAAAAGUUGUUAAAAGGGUUAGUAUUUCAUUGUUUUUAAAGGCAUUACAUAUCAAGUUAUUUAUAUUGAAUUUCAUUUUAACACAUUGUGCUUGCUCCUAUUAUAUGUCAUUAUAUUAUAUAUUUUACACCCCCUCAAACUUGCUUCUUUAGAAGUGUUUCUUGUUAUCAGUUUUGAAUUAAAUAUUUUUCGAGAUAUUUUAUAGAUACAUUUUUUCCUUGUCAGUAUUUUGAUAGAAUAAAUUAGUUAAAA